This is a messenger RNA of Cheilinus undulatus (humphead wrasse), 770 nucleotides long. It is a transcript of the gene hamp, whose product is annotated as hepcidin antimicrobial peptide. NCBI's taxonomy places the organism in Eukaryota, Metazoa, Chordata, Actinopteri, Labriformes, Labridae. Gene Ontology annotation, biological process: defense response to bacterium; intracellular iron ion homeostasis. Bases 205 to 468 code for a protein of 87 amino acids. Gene Ontology annotation, cellular component: extracellular region. The transcript has 3 exons. The record is from RefSeq and is a predicted model, not a curated record.
AGGGACUCCACAAGACCGACAAGGGUCACUAGAAGAUCUGAAGAAAUCCACUCCCACAGACAGUCACCAUCCAUCACUGGAGCUGAAGACUUAACUAAAGACAUAGUUGUGCUCCUUGGUGUCCUGACACCCAUGAGAAGAAAGACCCAUCAGCUGUAAUCUUCAGAAGGAUUUAAUAACUAAACCUCUUUAACCGCCGCUAAAAUGAAGGCAUUCAGCAUUGCAGUUGCAGUGACACUCGUGCUCGCCUUUAUUUGCAUUCUGGAGAGCUCUGCCCUCCCAUUCAGCGGGGUGCAGGAGCCGGAAGAGGCAGGGAGCAAUGACACUCCAGUUGCAGCGCAUCAAGAAAUGUCAAUGGAAUCGUGGAUGUUUCCAGGUCGCGUCAGAGAGAAGCGUCAGAGCCACCUCUCCCUGUGCCACUGGUGCUGCCGGCCCAAUAAGGGCUGCAGUGUCUGCUGCAGGUUCUAACCAUUCCCACAGCUGCUGGAAAUAUUAAUUUAUUAUGCUUCAUCCCAUCAAAUGUCCCAUCCUUGACCUCUUUUUUGAAUGCAUAGCCUGUACAACACUGAAUUUUAUGAUUCAUAGAAGAGCACUGGAAGAAUAUAGAGCUUUUCUUUGUAUUUAUUUUGUACAUUUUUUAAUACUUUCACCCAGUGAGUCUUUUUGUAAGCAUUUGUUUGUAAAAAUAAUUUCUAUGUGAAUGUUUCUUUCUAUUUUGAUUAAAGUCUACUAUGUAAUUCUGCCAAAUAAAUAUGAACAUUUUAAUCCAA